Messenger RNA from Nematolebias whitei (Rio pearlfish), 7430 nucleotides. It is a transcript of the gene ncoa6, whose product is annotated as nuclear receptor coactivator 6. Bases 140 to 7216 code for a protein of 2358 amino acids. NCBI's taxonomy places the organism in Eukaryota, Metazoa, Chordata, Actinopteri, Cyprinodontiformes, Rivulidae. Gene Ontology annotation, cellular component: histone methyltransferase complex; nucleus; transcription regulator complex. The transcript is spliced from 17 exons. Gene Ontology annotation, biological process: positive regulation of transcription by RNA polymerase II. The record is from RefSeq and is a predicted model, not a curated record.
AGCAUCUUUGUUCUAACUCCGUGUGAAAUUCAUGUAAUGUUAGCCUGACUAGCAAGCUGAUUUCGACUGGUUGGAAAUACUUUUAGAUGAAUAUGUUUGCAUAAAACCAUUCAGACGCCACUCCUAACUCGUGGGGAGGAUGGCUCACCAACAUUCCCCACCUGAGAUGUCCCAGAAGACUGAUCUCCUGGAACCUGAUAAUGAAUCAGACGGGGAUUCUGGUGUUGGGGAAGAUGCAGGAGAAGAUGCUGAUACUUGCAAUCAAUGCAGUGUAGCUGAAGAAGAUAAAGACUUAGAGAUGGAUAGUAUGAAAGAGAGUGAUGGGGAGUAUGAAGACUUCACAGUGUUUGUUGCCUUUCAAGGGAACAUGGAAGAUGAGGACUUCUCUCAAAAACUUGACACUGUCCUUAGUGGGAUACCUAACAUGCUUAAUUUGGACUCUGAGCGGCUGCAGCCACAACAUGUGGAGCCAUGGAACAGUGUCCGUGUUACCUUCAACAUUCCUCGAGAUGCUGCUGAGCGACUCAGACUACUGGCCCAGAACAAUCAGCAGCAGCUCAGAGACCUGGGUAUUCUUUCUGUUCAAAUAGAAGGAGAGGGAGCAAUUAAUGUGGCUGUGGGACCAAAUAGAGCACAAGAAGUCAGAGUGAAUGGACCAAUAGUUGCACCUGGUCAGAUGAGAAUGGAUGGUGGCUUUCCAGGUCAGACUGGUCUAGGAGGGGUAAGGAUGACCAAUCCAUCUAUGGUUCCCCCUGGCCCUGGCAUGGUGGGUCAAGCUAUGUUACCAGGCAGUAGUGGACAAAUGCAUCCUCGUGUUCAAAGGCCACCAUCGCAAACAGAUGUGAUGGAUCCUAUGAUGCCAGUUAUGUCCGUUCAGCAGCAGCAGCAACACCAACUUCAACACCAACAGGUUGCUCCCCAUGGUUCAGGCUCCAUGUCUUCUCAAGCUGCCCAUCACAUGCAGGCUCUGCAGGGAGGGAGACCACUCAACCCAGCUGCACUGCAGCAGCUACAGCAACAGCAUCACCAACAGCAGCAGGUCCAGCAGCAAGUUCAGCUCUCCCAGCUUGGACCCAGACCUCCGUUCAACCCUUCGGGCCAAAUGGCUGCACCUCCUGGCUGGAAUCAGUUACCAUCUGGUGUACUUCAGCCACCAGUGGCUCAGGGAGGUCCUGCAUGGAGAAAACUUCCACCCCAAGGUCAAAUGGUUCAGCGCCCACCUUCUCUAGCUACAGUUCAGACCCCCAAUCAUCCCCCACCCCCAUAUCCAUUUGGCAGCCAGCAGGCAGGACAAUUAUUUAAUGUCAUGGGCCAAGGACAGUUACAGCAGCAACAACAGGCAGGGAUGGGUCAGUUUGCUGCUCCCCAACCUAAAGGCCAACAAGCUGGCCCCAGUGGGGUCACUGGACCACCCAGACCCCCACCGCCUCUUCCAUCAACUUCUGGACCACAGGGCAACCUCACUGCCAAGUCCCCUGGAUCAUCCUCGUCUCCUUUCCAGCAGGGAUCUCCAGGGACGCCUCCCAUGAUGGCUCAGAGACCUACCACUCCACAGGGUUUCCCUCAGGGUGUUGGCUCACCAGGUAGAGCAGCCCUCGGCCAGCAGGGUAACAUGCAGCAAGGAUUCAUGGGAAUGCCCCAGCAUGGACAGCCUGGGGCUCAAGUUCACCCAGGUAUGGCAAAGCGUCCUAUGGGCUUUCCAACUCCGAACUUUGUCCAGGGUCAGGUGAGUGCAAACACCCAAGGAACCUCUGCUGGUGGAGCAACUCAACAGCUACAGAACAACCCAGCAAUGGCUCACACAGGAACCCAGCCAUCAGCCUCUACACCAAAUUCAAUGCAGGGACCACCCCAUGUCCAACCUAAUGUUAUGGCUGCUCAAAGUAGCAUGGCUGGUCCACCUCCUGGUUCAACAGCUGGACCUAGCAUGGGCCAACAGCAGCCUGGCCUCCAGACCCAGAAGAUGGGCCUCCAGCAUCAGGUCCAGCCUGUGUCCUCCUCCCCCAGCCAGAUGGUUCAAGGCCAGGUUGGAGGUCAGACUGUCCUUUCAAGGCCCAUUGGUCAAGGGCAGAGAGGAGGGAUGACCCCACCUAAGCAAAUGAUGCCACAGCAAGGCCAGGGGGUGAUGCAUGGGCAGGGUCAGAUGGUUGGAGGCCAAGGGCACCAUGCCAUGCUUCUGCAGCAGCAACAGCAGCAGCAACAAAACUCGAUGAUUGAACAAAUGGUUGCUAAUCAGAUGCAAGGAAACAAACAGGCAUUUGGAGGCAAGAUUCCACCUGGAGUUAUGCCUGGCCAGAUGAUGCGUGGCCCUUCACCAAAUGUUGCUGGAAAUAUGGCUCCGUUUCAGGGACAAGUCCCACAGCAAAUGACUCCUCAGCAGCAGCAAUUAGUUCAAAUUCAGCAGCAGCAAUUACAACAACAGCAUCAGCUGCAGCAACAGCAAUUACAACAGCAACAGCACCAGCAGAUGAACCCACAACAGCCUCAACAGGUUCCAAUCUCUGGCAAUCCUAAUCAGAGCAUGAGCAUGCAUGGGCAACAAAUGAGACUCCCUGCUGGUCAUCAUCUCAUCCAACAACAACAGUUGCAGCAGCAGCAGCAGUUUCAGCAGCAACAACAGAAACAACAAGCUUUGUUGCAACAGCAGCAACAACAGCAGGCAGCUCAGCAGCACCAACAUAUCAUAGGGGAUCCCAAUAGUGGGGCAGGAGACAUGGGUGUACAGCAAAUGGUUCCUGAUAUGCAGGCGCAGCAGCAGCAAGGCAUGAUUGGAGGCCCUCAGCACAUGCAGAUGGGAAAUGGACACUUUGCAGGUCACGGCAUGAACUUUAACCCACAGUUCCCUGGACAAAUGCCAAUUGGAGGACCUUGUGGACAGCAAGGUGGCUUUCCAGUUAGUAAAGAUGUUACAUUGACUAGUCCACUGCUAGUCAAUCUCCUGCAGAGUGAUAUCUCAGCAAGCCAGUUUGGACCAGGAGGAAAACAAGGAGCCGGUGGGGACAAUCAGGCCAAACCUAAAAAGAAGAAACCUGUGAGAAAGAAGAAGCCCAAAGAUGGUGACGGUCAACAGCAAAUUGAGGGACCUGGUGGUCUUGAAGGGGCUGCUGGCAUGGAAGAUUCUGAAGUGCCAAAUCUGGGUGGAGAACAGGGUUUGAACUCAGAAAACCCAGUCCAGAAACUCCCUGAUUUUGCCAACAGGCCUGCAGGUUUUCCCAGUCAGACAGGGGAGCAAAGAGUACUGCAGCAAGUACCCAUGCAGUUUAUGCAGCAGCAGCAGCAACAGCAACAACAACAACACCACCAACAACAACAACAACAACAACAACAUCAGAUGCAGCACAUGCAACAACAGCAUUUACAGCAACAGCAAAUGCAGCAUCAGCAGCAGAUGCAACAGCAGUUGCAACAGCAACAAAUGCAACAGCAACAUCAAUUACAGCAGCAGCAGCAGCAACAACAGCAGCAGCAGCAGCAGCAACAACAACAACAACAACAACAACAGCAGCAACAGCAGCAACAACAACAGCAACAACAACAACUACAACAACAACAACAAAUACAGCAGCAGCAGAUGAUGCAAGCUCUCCAGAAUGCUCAAGGGCAGCAAGGGAUGACGGGGUCACAAACAUCAGGUCAAGGCCAACAACAAAUGCAUCCUCAUCAGCUGCAGCAGCAAUCUCAGCAGACACACCUGCAACAGCAGCAGCAACAACAGAUGAUGAUGAUGAUUAAGAUGCAACAGGAGCAGGCAAAGAAUCGGAUGCCCAUGCCCCCAGGACAGCUCCCUCCUCGGGGUAUGGCUAAUCCAACAGAGGCGCAGAGACAUCCUGUUUCACAGCAAAGCAACAUGCCUGUAAUGAUUAGCCUUCCAGGACAUGGAAGUGUUCCACCAUCACCUGACAAAGCCAGGGGCAACCCCUUGAUGGUGAACGCACAGCUUGCAGGUGCUGCACGAAGAAUGUCCCAUCCAGAUGUAGGGCAGGGUACCCAGGGCACUGGAUCUGAUGAGGUCCUUACAGGUGCCCUCUCAAAGCAGGAUAGACCUGGUGGCUCAGAUAUCGGGACACAACCAGGAAAUGGGACACAACAGGUUGUGUCUAGCCAGAAUUCCAAUGCUCAUUUGAUGAAGCAAGGCUCUGGUCAAACACAAAUGCCUCAACAUACUGGGGCUAGUCCCCAGCAGCAGUUACCCACUCAGCCUCAACAAGGAGGUCACCUGUCUAGCCUUCAUUUUCCUAAUGCGCCUACCACUUCACAGAGCUCCAGGCCUAAAACCCCCAACAGAGCCAGUCCAAGACCUUAUCAUCAUCCUCUAACUCCAACUAAUCGCCCACCCAGUACUGAGCCCUCAGAAAUUAACCUUUCUCCGGAAAGGCUAAAUGCUUCAAUUGCUGGAUUGUUUCCCCCUAAAAUUAACAUUCCUCUCCCACCAAGACAGCCAAACCUUAACAGAGGAUUUGACCAACAGGGUCUGAACCCAACAACUCUAAAAGCAAUUGGGCAGGCCCCUCCUAGUUUAAAUCUAACAAAUAACAAUGGCAAUGCAGGAGGAAAUAAUGCUAACAGUCAGAUGUCUUCUGGGGCUGGUGUGGGGGGUUUAGGUACUAAACAAGACAAACAACCUGGAGGCCAGAGUAAAAGGGCAAGUCCUAGCAAUAGUCGUAGGUCAAGUCCAGCAUCUAGCCGCAAGUCAGCCACCCCAAGUCCAGGAAGACAAAAGGGGGCAAAAAUUACGAUCAACUGCCCUCCACACCACCAGCAGCUAGGAAACCCUCAAGGGCAAACAAUGAUGCUAAGCCCUUCCUCAGUACCUCAGAGUCCAGUAUCUAUGCCUUCACAACAGAGUGGAGGCAUGGAAGCACAACAGACCCAAAGCCCUAUUCAUGGGCUUCACAGUAACCCAGCUGAUGGUGUCAGGGAAACUCAGGGAAUGCUUACAGUUGAGCGACAAACACCUCAACCUCAGUCCCAAACGUUCAGGGAUUUAUCAACCCCCAGAAUAACAAGUCCUCGUUUGCCAGCACCCCAACAUUCAAAACCUGAUGCGGAAGUGCAGGCAAGCACAGCUGAUAGACAUUCAGCACACAAAGCAUCUAUACAGGACCUUGAGGUUUCACCUGCUCUCAGAUCAGCUCCGACAUCCCUCAACCAGUUAUUAGAUAACACAAGUGUUUCAAACAUGCCACUUAGACCAGCUCAGAGUAAUACUGUUGUAAUAGGAAAAGACAGCCCUAGGUCUGCUUUGGAUCCAGAUAGACCAGUUUCCACAAAUUCCCAGAGUUUCUCAUCUGUUGUUACCACUGUUUCUGAGGUUAAACCUAAACCGACUCCUUGUAUUCCUACUAGUAGUCCUGCCAUGCAGCUUACCUCAGUCCCCAGCUCACAUCUUCCCACUAAUGUAAACUUGAGUACCCCUCUUGGCCUUAACCCAAACUCCAUCACUAGUCUUGUUAAUCCGAAUUCAAGCAUAAAUUCAAUGGCCAAUCUUUGCAGCUCAGUCAGCACUAACACUAAUGCAACCCCAUGUCUUAGCACCGGUACAGUUGCUUCUGGUCAGAACAGUUCUACCUCCGCUGUUAGUACCAGCUCUGUUGCAAACCCAGCCAAUUCAGUUCUUAAACCAAGUCCUAGUCCUAAACCUAUGACAAGUGUUCCCUCAGUCAUACAGAUCCCUGCAUCUUCAACCAACAUUUCCCCUAAUCAAAUCAGAGUGUUGUUUGCACCAAACUCCAUUACUUCUGCCCCCACUACACAGGUGUCUGCAUCUAUGGUAUCUACUAUGAUGGCUGUCCCAAACAAGAACAUUAGACCUCAGGACAUCAGACAGCAGAGUUCCGGUUCACGACCAGCUCAGUUUAUCACAACCACUCCUGUAUUUAUCAACCCAGUUUUUCAGGUCACUGGUUCUUCUGUGUCUCCCAAUACAACAGUGGUAUCACAGUCAGUCACCAUGGUGGGCUCUAUCCAGGUGUCAGCUGCAAACAUCCAACUUUCUCCCGCUCCAACGUCCACACAAUCAUCAGGGGCUACAAUGACUAGUACUCAGCUCACAAAAAGUGCUGUUGGACAGGUUCAUGUAGCCAGUAACCAGUCCUCUUCAGUCCCAGUUGGUACUCUCGUAGCUCCUCAACAAAUUAACCAAGGAAAUAUCAAAACAGAACAUCUGGGGGACACAAGUUCUUCUCAGAAAUCUGCUCUCCCUGUGUGCCAGCCACCUGCCCAUCAAAGUCAAUCAAUAUCUUCUUUUCAGCCACCUCUGGCUUCUCCUCCUCCCUGUUCUAGUCCUGGAGUUGUUAACACAAUCCGAAAGAGCCCUGCUUCUCUAUCUCAAGCUUCCCAUGUGAAAAGUAAGCUUGUAUCAGCACCUUUAUCUGUUUCUGGCUCAGUUGACUCUCAGCAAAGCACUGUAGAAAAGCCAAUACAAGGGCACCAAGGGACAGUCCCUCCACAAGUUUUUAUACCUCCUGCUAGUUCAGCUGUUCAGACUGAAGCACAAGCUCCCCAUACUACUGCUGUUGGAUCAAACAGUACCUUGCCUGCAGUUUCUUCUCAAGUCUCUAGCCAAGUUACUGUUCGUACUCAAAUUGCUGGCCAGGCUCCUGUACUCUCAUCAGCUUCAGUCUCAAGCCAAUCACAGGCAGUAAAUUCUCAAACACCCAUUGUGACUGCCAUUGGUGCAUCUACUGGGGUCUCUUCUGGUGCAUUGCUUACUACAGUCACUCCUGUACAAACUCCUGUACCGUCUGUUGUUCCAAUUGUUGCUGCACCAGGACCUACUGAGGCACCCCACAUCCCAUCCACUUCUACCAUUGUCCCCAGUGUAGGUUCAUCAAGCCAACCUGACCCUCCAUCUGCAGAGCCUUCCAUGCCACCAUCUGCAGCAUCUGCUGAAUCCACUCAAACCACUUUAGCACCUCUUCAACGAGAAGCUUCACAGGAGUCUGGCACCGCUGAGAAGACGAGUGAAGAAUUCUCAACCGGUUCAGAGCAAGGAUGGGCAAAGAAAAGAACGACGCCCAUCACCUUAGUCCCAAGAGCUGCUGUGGAGAAGCCCAAGGGGCCAAGCAGGCGCAGCUCUCGAGCAGAGAAAGACGUCGAGGAGGAGCCAGUAACAGAUAGUGGCAUUAGGAAGAGACCAGCUAGGCCUGGAACAAGUGCUGCAGUAAAAGAAACUGCAGCGAGUCCCACCCAAGCCAAACGAAGGAAAUCUAAAUAGGCACAGCAACAGUUUACCUGUGAAUUGUACUGUAAAUGUUUGUGUUUGGUAGUUUGUCUCCCAAUGUGAAUCAGUUGAUAUUAGCUUCUCUGGUCUGGAUUAUAAAUUUUCACUGGAGGAAGAAACCAUGUACAGAUUGUUUUAAACAAAAUAUGAAGCUAUUGUUUUGUCCAUACGUGUGCUUACAGUUUGUGUGAAUGUGCUUUUUAUAUUA